CCUGGCCUGGCUCUCCAGGUCCACAGACUACUCAACUCGGGCCCUUUUACUUUUAUUUUUUCUGUUUUCUCAGCUUUUUCUUCGGAAAAUUAACUAAAAGGAAAAAACAUCUGUUGACCUCAUAUUUCUCAGAUAGAAACUGCCAUAGUCUACUAGAAAUUGCAAACCACGCAGGCAUUUGUCCGGGCAGCAUGGUCUGGCCAGACCUGUUUUACAACUAUAGCCUGUUUUAUUCGUUAUCUUUACUGAUGGAUAGAACAACACAAUUUAAAAUUUGCAGACUGAGCUUUUCCCAUGAAAACACACAUAAUUGCUGCUAAAUUAUGGUUAUGGGAUCCGUGUACAUGUGCUUCAUUCGCAGUCUUUUAUGAAAAUUUCCAUUUCUAAUGCUGGUUUUGUAUUUCCAGAUGCAGAACUUUAAUUAGACUUCAGGUUAAUCUGAGUAGGAAAACAUUAAAUGUUAUAUUACAUAUGAACUUGUAUAAUCACAAUUUGGUUACCGGUUUGUAGACCAAUGGGAGAGCACAGCCUUGAAAUUUGUAUUAGAUUGAUAAUGAGUUAGUUCAGCUCACUUUCGGUUUCAUAAUCUGGAACUUUUGACUUGCAGGUUUGGUAGUUUGUCUUUUAUGGAACAUUGUAGCAGUUUCUUUAGCUUGGAUCAAAGGGGAAGGUCCAACAAUCUGGUUUCUUGCUAUUAUUUACUUUAUAACAGGUGUUCCAGGAGCCUAUUUUCUGUGGUACCGUCCUCUUUAUCGUGCAAUGAGGACUGAUAGUGCUUUGAAGUUUGGAUGGUUCUUCUUGUGUUACCUGUUUCAUCUUGGCUUUUGCAUCUUCGCUAGUGUUGCUCCUCCAAUCAUUUUUAAAGGGAAAUCUUUGACUGGAAUCUUGCCCGCAAUUGACGUUUUAAGUGGAAAUGCUUUGGUUGGGAUAUUCUAUCUUGUUGGAUUCGGAUUCUUCUGCCUUGAAUCCUUGAUUAGCUUAUGGGUCAUGCAGCAAGUGUACAUGUACUUUAGGGGGAGUGGAAAAGCUGCAGAGAUGAGGAGGGAGGCUGCAAGGUCUAGUAUGAUGGCAGCAUUGUGACAUGAUGACAGCAGAGAGGUGAAGGCUAAUCCCGUUGACACGGCUGAACUUUUGAAGUUUUAGAUUAUUAGCAAUUAUUCUUUUAUUCAAGGGAAAUUAAGGUAGAUUUUCUUGAUGAGUUGCAGUUCAAACUUAGUUACAACCAUCUAAGAAUUUCUUGAAUCUCUUUUCAUUUUUGAAAUGGGAAACUCCAACGUUUAACAGUAUUUUUUGUAACUUGCACUUGUUCUCUGAGCCUAAACGUCGGACAUCUAGAGUAAAAGUAUUCUUUUGUGCUUCUUUUUA
Molecule: messenger RNA, 1365 nt
Organism: Olea europaea var. sylvestris
Lineage: Eukaryota; Viridiplantae; Streptophyta; Magnoliopsida; Lamiales; Oleaceae
Product: secretory carrier-associated membrane protein 1-like
Exons: 7
Coding region: 760-1080 (106 amino acids)
Biological process (GO): protein transport
Cellular component (GO): trans-Golgi network membrane; recycling endosome membrane
Source: RefSeq, a predicted model, not a curated record